AUGCUACCUAACAACCUAGCUAUGAGGUGCCUGGCAUAUAUAAGAGGCUCAAACCGUCACCUCAUCGCUAUAUCAGAAGACAUCAUCACUCACUCCAACGACAUUCGCUCCGAAUAGUAUAACCGAUAUACCAAGAAAUAAUAAUCUCUAAUCAGUAAUCAAGAUGCUCGCCAUCACCACCAUCAUCGCUGCUUUGGCUCUUGCCGCCAACCAGGUCUUCGCCGCGCCGACUCAGACUUCUCAGUUACUCGCGCGCCAGGGCUACACCUCUGAUUGCUCCAAGACGUACUCGGUGGCUACAGGAGAUACCUGCAUUGGCAUCGUUGACAAACUCGGCGACACCUUCACGCUCUCCCAAUUCUACACAUGGAACCCCCAAGUAGCAAGCGACUGCCACAACCUGUUCCCGGGCGAGGUAGUCUGCGUCGGCGUGACCGCGACGGCGCCGACGACGUGCCCGGCGCCCACGCAGCCCGGGAUCGCCGCCAACUGCGACGCCUGCUACACCGUCGUCGAGGGCGACACGUGCUACGCCGUCACCACGGCCAAGGGCAUCUCGCUCGCCAAUUUCCUGGCCUGGAACCCGAGCGUGAAUGCUGCGUGCACGAAUCUGCAGCUUGGGUAUAAUUACUGCGUUGGUGUUUCGUCUUAGGUAGAUAGGGAAGGGUUUGGGAUGGGAAGUGGCGGGGGGUUGGAUGGAUGGGGGUUUAAAGGGGGAGGACUUGCCUGCCUAUGGUCGACUUAUUAACUCCCGAGGCACCUAGUUGGGUGCCUUUAACGUAAUUAAGUAUAGGCGGGAAGGGAAUCGAAAAGUUCAACCUUAAGCUGCAAACAAAGAUUGCUUGAAAGAACUUUCAGAAUUGUGAUACCUAUAUUGAAGCCCCUUAUACCAAGUAACCAAACACAAGGAUUGAUAGAUGGCAGUAACCUACUUCGCCCUUAGCAUGUGUCUUAUAACUUUAUUCAAAGAGAUGGGAUAUAGUAUAUGGCCUGCGCUGUCGAAGCUGUUUCCUUUUGCUCGAAGGUAGGUUCAUAUGGAUUAGAAAUAGCUAUCUCAUAGUAGAGAGCACAUGAGCAUGACCUAUCGGGAGUCAUGAGAUUGACGUUGGUAAAAGAUUCUCAAUAUGUUAGUCACCCAUGUAUUUUGAUAUGUUGAAUAAGAUCACUCAACACUUCAGUGCCUAAGUAGGCAGUGUGUCUAGUUACUUACUGAAAUCGUUU
Molecule: messenger RNA, 1221 nt
Organism: Annulohypoxylon truncatum
Lineage: Eukaryota; Fungi; Ascomycota; Sordariomycetes; Xylariales; Hypoxylaceae
Product: carbohydrate-binding module family 50 protein
Exons: 3
Coding region: 164-652 (162 amino acids)
Source: RefSeq, a predicted model, not a curated record